Scomber scombrus (Atlantic mackerel) is the source of this 2293-nucleotide messenger RNA. RefSeq names its product HECT domain containing 2 (gene hectd2). Gene Ontology annotation, biological process: protein polyubiquitination. The transcript is spliced from 22 exons. NCBI's taxonomy places the organism in Eukaryota, Metazoa, Chordata, Actinopteri, Scombriformes, Scombridae. The record is from RefSeq and is a predicted model, not a curated record. Gene Ontology annotation, molecular function: ubiquitin protein ligase activity. The coding region runs from base 1 to 2286 and encodes 761 amino acids.
AUGGAUGGAGAACAUUCUGCGCUGUCAGGGGUGCAGAGGGAAAGAGAGAAGCUCCCACCAAUAUUCAACAGCUCCCCUCCUGGUUUUGGUCGUGUAACCAAGCAGCCGUUUCCGUCUUUGGGCACCUUCAUCUCCACACUGAACCAGAGGAGGGACGCAGGAGGACGGACCUUUGCUGGCGGCAUGACGGCCACGCUGAGCAGCACGCUGGGACUCAGACAUGGGAGAGAGCUGCCUCCAAUAUGCAGCGACGUCCGUCAGAAACAGCGGAUCUCCAUUGACACUCUACCUCCAGAAGUCAAAGCUCCGUUCCCCUCCGACCCCGUCAUCCCGCUCCGCACCAAGACCACCAAGGAGUUCCAGGAAGAUGUGGAGCGUGCCGUCCAAUCGGGUGACUGGAGGGAGGUCCGAGAGUUUUACCUGACCACCUUCGACUCCUUCAUAGAAAUCAACGCUGCUUUCAAGCGAGAGGCGAAUGGAUCAUUUAACACCAUAGACGACUCGGGAGUCAACGCCAAGUUCGUCAACGCCGUUUACGAUGCGCUGCUCAGCACACCUCAGGACAUCCAGAAGUCGGUGCUGAAAGGAAUCAUCAACAGCCUGCUGAGGGAGUGGAAAGGACCUCGGACUAAAGACGACCUGCGAGCUUAUUUCAUCCUGGUUCAGAACCCGCAGUAUUCGAGCACCAGCACCUACGUGAUCUACGCUCACCUACUGAGGCAGAUCGCAGCUCUGUCUGAGGCCGACCAUCACUUCCUGGUCCACUGGCUCAAAAAGCUGUCGGCGAGGCGUUUCAGGCAGCUGGUAGAGCGCCUCCUGCAGUUCAUCUCCACACGGCUUUUUCCUGCAGAACCGGACGAGCUUCCUCCUCUGGCCAAGUGCUCCUGGUGGAUUCCCUCUGCUACCAAAGUGCUCGGCCUGUUCAAUGCAGCCAACAGCGUCUCCUCUUCUCCCAUCAUGCCUUUCACCGACUUCUACAACAUCACUCUGGAGCACAUAGACUUCAUGGAGGAGUACAGGACCUGGCAGAAUUACGGCAACUCAAACCGGUUUUCUUUCUGUCAGUUUCCCUUCAUCCUGUCGACAGUGGUGAAGAAAGCCAUCAUCCAGAAAGACUCGGAGCAACAGAUGAUCAGUCAGGCCAGGCAAAGCCUGGUCAGUAAGGUUUCUCGCAGGCAGAGAGUCGACAUGAACCUUCUGUUCCUCAACAUUAAAGUACGACGAGCACAACUCCUCAGCGACUCACUGGAUGAGUUGAUGAGGAAGCGGUGCGACCUGAAGAAGAAGCUGAGGGUGACGUUUGUCGGGGAGGCGGGGCUCGACAUGGGCGGCCUGACGAAGGAGUGGUUCCUGCUGCUGGUGCGACAGAUCUUCCACACAGACUACGGAAUGUUCACCUACAUGAAGGACUCGCGCUGCCAUUGGUUCAGCAGUUGGAAGUGUGACAACUAUUCUGAGUUCCAGUUGGUCGGGACUCUGAUGGGCUUAGCAGUUUACAACAGCAUCGCUCUGGACAUCCACUUCCCCCUCUACUGUUACAGGAAGCUUCUCACUCCACCUACUGCACCAUGUGACCAAAACUCUGUUAUUGGCAUGGCAACCGCCACCCUGGACGACCUGCAGCAGAUCAUGCCGGAGCUGGCUCACGGUUUGGGAGAGCUGCUGAGCUACGAGGGAAACGUAGAGGAAGACUUCUACCUCACCUUCCAGGUGUUCCAGGAGGAGAUGGGGAUGGUUAAAUCCUUCAACCUGAAGCCUGGAGGAGACAAGAUUCCCGUCACCAAGCAGAACAGGAAAGAGUACGUUCAGCUCUACGUCGACUUCCUGCUGAAUAAAUCCAUUUAUAAGCAGUUUGCUGCCUUCUACCAUGGCUUCCACAGUGUGUGUGCCUCCGAUGCACUCAUGCUGCUGCGGCCGGAGGAAGUAGAGAUGUUGGUGUGUGGCAGUCCGGAGCUCGAUAUGAGCGCUCUGCAGAAAGCUGCUCAGUACGAAGGAUACAGCAAGACCGACUCCACCGUACGGUGUUUUUGGGACGUAGUGUUGGCGUUCCCUCCCGAGCUGCAGAAGAAGCUCCUCCACUUUGCAACAGGAAGUGACCGCGUUCCCGUCGGAGGAAUGGCCGACCUCAACUUCAAAAUCUCCAAGAUAGAAGUUCCUACUGACUGGUUGCCGAUCUCUCACACCUGCUUCAAUCAGAUCUGUCUGCCUCCGUAUCGAACCAGGAAGGAGCUGAAACACAAACUCACCAUCGCCAUCUCCAACGCCGAGGGCUUCGGCCUGGAGUGACCUGCCU